Messenger RNA from Brachypodium distachyon (stiff brome), 2851 nucleotides. Its product is annotated as origin of replication complex subunit 3. NCBI's taxonomy places the organism in Eukaryota, Viridiplantae, Streptophyta, Magnoliopsida, Poales, Poaceae. Gene Ontology annotation, biological process: DNA replication; DNA replication initiation. The transcript has 17 exons. The coding region runs from base 186 to 2375 and encodes 729 amino acids. Gene Ontology annotation, cellular component: nuclear origin of replication recognition complex; nuclear pre-replicative complex; DNA replication preinitiation complex. Gene Ontology annotation, molecular function: DNA replication origin binding. The record is from RefSeq and is a predicted model, not a curated record.
AUUUUCCCGCCAGCCCUGGACCUCCAGAUCUGGCCGCCUCCUUUUCUUUUCCCCUCCCAAGCUCCCGCCGCCUCGCUUGGGGUGAGCAGCCGCCGGGCCUCGGUCAGCAACUGCUGUGUGGUUCGCCGCCGCCGCCGCCUCCUCCUCCUCCUCCGACCUCCGCCGCCCACGGGAGCCGAGCUGCCAUGGAUUCACCAUCCCACGAUACUCCUCUCGCAGCCGCCAACAAUAUCGAGCCCUUCUUUAUUCUUCCCAAGGCCGCCGCCGCCGCCGCCGCAGCGUCUUCCAGUUCCCCACCGACAACAACUACCCGGACCCGGCGGCGAAUCGACGUUUCCCCGCCGUCAUCCCCCAAUCCCAAAUCCGCAAAGAGGCCGCGGAACACCGAGGAGGAGGACGAGGAGGAGGGGGAUGUCGCGCUGUACGAGCGGCUCCGCCUGGAGGCGUUCCACCGCACCUGGUCCAAGAUCCAGUCCACCAUCGAUGAGGUCCUGAGAGACAUCAACCUCAAGCUGUUCGACCAGGUGCUGCAGUGGGUCCACGAGUCCUUCUCGGCGAUCCGCUCUGUUGCGACACCGUGCCCCGCCGAAAUCCAGCAGCCGUACCCUCUUCUAACCGAUGUCAUCUGCAGGAAGAUACCGACGGCGUUUGUUCUCACCAAGAAUGCGGAAUUUGUUGACGACGUCACGACAUUUCGGGAUCUCACGGACCAUCUGGAGUCAAAUGGAUGUCACCUGGCCAAGCUGUCGGCGACUGAAUUCGCAGCAAAGCACGGAGUCGGUGGUUGCUUAAGGAGCUUGUUGAGGCAGCUGCUUUCAGAUGUUCCAGAUGUAGCGGAUGUAUCUGCACUUGCAUCUUGGUACUGUGGAGUCGAGAAUUAUGAUCAACCUAUGGUUAUCAUAAUUGAUGAUUUAGAGCAAUGUUCUGGUGAUGUCUUGGGAGAGCUUGUGAUAAUGCUGAGUGAGUGGGUAGUUAAGCUUCCAAUGUUCUUUGUAAUGGGGAUAGCAACUACGCUUGACGCACCAAGGAAGUUGCUCUCAUCGGAAGCUCUUCAACGAUUAGAUCCCUGUAAGCUCACUUUGGGAUCUCCUUCUGAUAGAAUGAACGCGCUUGUGGAGGCCAUCCUUGUUAAACCAUGCGCCGGAUUUUCCAUCAGUCAUGAAGUUGCAGUCUUCCUCAGAAAUUACUUUUUCAGGCACGAUGGGACAAUAACAUCUUUUAUUAGUGCUCUCAAGCUUGCAUGCAGUAAGCACUUCUCCAUUGAACCUUUGAGCUUCUUGUGUAUGGGAAUGCUUGAAGAGGAUUCUGAGAACUUUUGGCGUGAUAAAUUUGAUGCACUGCCUCAAGCAAUGCAGAAGAGCGCUUUUGGUUUACCCUCAUGCACAAGGGAAAAUUACUCAGUCAAGACUGACAACGUGGUAGAAGGGUUGUCUGAGCUGAUGAAGUUUCAAAAGGACUGGAGCUCUGUUCUCUUGUGCUUGUAUGAAGCUGGAAGACAUGAGAAAAUGCAACUUUUAGAUAUUUUCUGUGAGGUAAUCAACCCGGAUAUGCAUACUCAGAGGGCUCCAAAGAGUGACCUGCUUAUGUCUAAAGUGACCAGUGAAAAUCUAUCAAGUGGAAAGUCAGGUGCUGGUAGAAGAUUUAUAGAUCGGGCAUUGGAUACGGUAAGAUACAUGCCGACGGACAAAUUACUUCGUGUUCUUGAUGUUUGGAGCACCCAUUUAAAGGGAAUGAAUGAGAUUACUGACAAGGUGAAAGAGCUUCAGUCAACCACAAUCAGUACAGAUUCUGUGAAGAUCACAAAGGAUAAGUGGCCUAGGAGAUCAACACAUAGUUCACCAAAUAGAGUAGCCCCAUUAAAUGAUAAGGCUACCAUGCUUUUGGAUGAUAUUACCAGGAAAGUUUUGGUGCCUGUUGAGUGCUUACCUUUUCAUGAAAUCAUUUGCUUCAAAAAUGUUGGCGUUCUGCAAUCUGCACUGCUUGGAAACCCAAGAAGAAUGGUUCAGCUUGAUCUGCUGAAGUCACAGAGCUGUCUUAAAUGCUCUUGCUGCAGUAAAAAUAGAAUUGCGGUGUCAGCAUCCUUGCAUGACACAUCAAUUAUGUGCAACCUAGCCCAAGAAUAUGGUGACGUAAUUAAUGUCCAUGACUGGUACUUGUCUUUUGAUGGAAUUACCAAUAGUACACAUUCAAAAGGGAAAAGGAGACUGCUUGGUUCCCCCUCAAAAAAGAAAUCAAAAGCGAUGCCUCGACAGAGUGAAUCUAUGAUCCAAGCACGGUUCUGCAGAGCUGUCACUGAGCUACAAAUUACCGGACUUCUUCGGAUGCCAAGCAAGAGAAGGCCAGACCUGGUGCAGAGGAUUGCAUUUGGUCCUUAAGACCUCCAUGUUUGGUGAAGAAUGCACUCUCGAAGCAUCAGACUGGAAUGAUGGAAGAUCAGUAAAGCCAGUUUACUGUCCGCUCAUUGUCUCCUAUGACCGGUUUCUGCAGACUUGGGGCUUUGCAGUUUUCUGCUCUCUGCUAAUUCCAUGGGUAUUCAGCAACGCCAUGGAACAAAUGAAAUGCAAGCGAGCAACGAUACAAAAUGUUUUUAGAGUUGUGGCCGUUGUGGCUAAGGAACGACUUUCCUUUUUUCUAUUGCAGUAUAUAUGUAACAGAUAGCAUUAGUUCACUCUUUGUUUUGUUGUCUGGAGCCACCUUAACUCAAAUACAGCCUUUGUGUGGUUCUGGUGUAUCAAUUUUUUGAGCAUUUGUAAAUUGUAAUAUGAUGGAUACAAGAUUUAUGACACAGCCAUAAGACAAUGGAUUUCUUAAAAAAACAAAGAUUGAGAUGACUGGCUAAUCUUGAAUUCUU